ACUGAGUUAUCAAUGAAAUAACACAAUAAAAGAAUAGAAAGGGUGAGAGUGGGCGUUUGCGAUGGAAUCGGCUGCAAUGAACUUUCACUGGGAACUCUGAAGCGAAAAAUACCUGGGUAAUAAUAGCCUGUGCUCUGCUCGCGGUGUCUGAUGCUCCGGAUCGUCGCUGAUUUCCAGCCCGUUACCGGUGUGUGUGUGUCAGAUGAGCUCAUCAUGGGUGAAGCGUUCACACACACGCAGCGCUGCGGGAAACAUCUGCGACUGCUGCUCUUCAUCCUGCUGCCAUGUGUGUGUGUCCUCAUCUGUGUGUGUGUGCUGCUGCUGACGCUCACAGGUUUAUUUGGGAAUGGCCUGCUGGAUGCUGGAUCUUCUGUGUCCAUAGUGACCGACGGGCCCUUUAACAGCACCGACCCCGGCCCGAUGAUGGCCGAUAACAGAACGGUGUCACCGCAGUCCGGCACGCCGCGGGUCGUCCUGACAAACACCCCUCCACAGUGGGACUCGGCACACUGGAUGCCUCGUUCAGACACCUCUUCAUCCUCAUCCUCGUCUUCAUCGGCGGGCCCCACUGCCGCGGCCCCUGUGGACUGGUGGACCUCUGUCUCCACGGUGACGAGCAUGAGCGCAGACGCUGGUUUCUGCUCUGACAUCAUGGAGAUUCAGUGUAGCAUGCUGCCGUACAACCAGAGCGGAGUGUUGCCGGGGACGAUGGUCGUCAAGAGCAGCGAGCUGCAGAUGUUCCUCAAGUUCUUCAGCUACCUGAGUCAACUGUCCUGCUACAGACACAUCAUGCUGUUCGGAUGCUCCAUCGCACUCCCACAAUGCAUCAGCCACAGAGACCGCAGGACUCUGGUUCUGCCCUGUCAGUCGUUCUGUGAAGCGGCUCGUGAGGGCUGUGAGCCUGUGCUGCAGAUGUUUAACGCGUCCUGGCCGGAGUUCCUGCGCUGCUCUCAGUUCACCAACAACACGGGAACGAAUGCUGAAAACACGCCGCUCUGCUACACGCCGCGACACGCCAGAGGAAAGCUCUCUGCGUGUGGAAGAAGCGAUCACUUCCUGUGUGCGACCGGAAUAUGCAUCCCCCUGAAACUAGUGUGCAAUGGAUACAACGACUGCGACGACUGGAGCGACGAGGCCGACUGCACUUGUGCGGAUGGUCAGUAUUUGUGUACCACCGGUCGCUGUAUCAGUUCUGAUCUUCUGUGCGAUGGCUACGAUGACUGUGGUGAUCUGAGCGAUGAGCAAAACUGUGUGUGUGACCCGACUAAAGAGCAUCGCUGUGGAGAAGGACGCUGUAUUCCUCGAGACUGGCUCUGUGAUGGAGAUCACGACUGCCUUGACAAAAGUGACGAGCUGAACUGCUCGUGUAAGUCCCAGGGUUUAGUGGAGUGCAGGAACAAGCAGUGUAUUCCCAGCGCCUUCCGCUGUGAUGGUGAAGAUGACUGUAAAGAUGGCAGUGAUGAAGAGAACUGCACACAACAACAGACUCAGGGUUUGUGUCCUCCUGGUCAGUCCAGUUGUACUUCAAGCUCCUGCUCCUCUGGCUGUCAUGGAAACACGUCAUGUGACCUGCGCAACACUGGCAACAACUGCAGUGACUGUGAGCCCAUCUCUCUGGAGAUCUGCAUGAAUCUGCCCUAUAACUCCACCCACUUUCCCAACUAUCUGGGUCAUCACUCUCAGAAGGAGACGUCUGUGAGCUGGGAGUCCUCGCUCUUUCCUGCACUCGUUCAGACAAACUGCUACAAAUAUCUCAUGUUCUUUGCGUGUACGGUGCUUGUGCCCAUGUGUGACCCUGUAACGCAGCAGAGAGUGCCGCCCUGCAGUUCUCCUCUCUCUGCACACGCGGUGCUGGACGUGUCAUCUGCUGCGGGACGGAGGCGCUGGCUGCAUGUCGACCCAGACUGGAAUCCACAGAACAUGUUUCCUCUACAGGGCCUGCUGGAAAAGCGAGGGCAGAGCUGCACAUCAUCCAAGAAGAUCACACUGAAGUGCACAAGAGACAAAUGUGGCCGUCGGCCUGCUGCCCGGAUGGUGAAGAGGAUUCUGGGAGGCCGCACUAGUCGUCUGGGCCGGUGGCCGUGGCAGUGCUCUCUACAGAGUGAACCCAGCGGACACAUCUGUGGCUGUGUGCUCAUCGGGAACAAGUGGGCACUAACUGUAGCGCACUGCUUUGAGGGGCGUGAGAGCGCAGACGUGUGGAAAGUGGUUCUUGGCAUCAAUAAUCUGGAUCAUCCAUCUCCAUACAUGCAAUCGCGGCAUGUCAAAAGCAUCAUCGUCCACUCGCGCUACAACCGGGCCGUGGUGGACUAUGACAUCAGCGUGCUGGAGCUGGAGACCGAGGUAGAAGUGACCAGUUACGUGCGUCCCGUCUGUCUGCCCGGCCGCGGACAGCUGCCCAAAGCUGACCAGUACUGCCACAUCACGGGCUGGGGACACAUGGGGAACAGAAUGCCGUUUAAGCUCCAGGAGGGAGAGGUGCGGAUCAUCUCGGUCUCUCAGUGUCAGUCUUACUUCAACAUGAAGACCAUCACGUCACGCAUGCUUUGUGCCGGAUACGAAGCGGGAACCAUCGACUCAUGCAUGGGUGACAGUGGUGGUCCGCUGGUCUGCGAGGAGGGCGACGGCCGCUGGUCUCUGUACGGUUUGACCUCCUGGGGGUCUGUGUGUUUCUCUAAGGUCCUGGGACCUGGCGUCUACGCCAAUGUGACGCACUUCACCGAGUGGAUCGAGAGACAGAUUUACCUGCGCACGUUUAACCUGCUGUAGUUGAAUAUACACACUCAUAAACACACACAUUUACACAUCACUUACAUGUG
Molecule: messenger RNA, 2819 nt
Organism: Sinocyclocheilus grahami
Lineage: Eukaryota; Metazoa; Chordata; Actinopteri; Cypriniformes; Cyprinidae
Product: atrial natriuretic peptide-converting enzyme-like
Exons: 18
Coding region: 151-2769 (872 amino acids)
Biological process (GO): proteolysis
Molecular function (GO): serine-type endopeptidase activity; protein binding
Source: RefSeq, a predicted model, not a curated record